CUUUUCUCCUCUUGAGAGUGCAUGUUUGUAUUUGAGCCUAUGCGCGGAAGAUCGGCAUGUCUGCCCCCAAUGACUUCGAGUAUCGAUUCUUGUCGCAUUUGCGGGGCAUGGAAUCCGUCUAUGGUACUCUCAAGCAGUUCUGCAAUUGAGUCCGGCUCGAUACUCGGGAAUGGAGACAUGUCGCUAUACUUAUUAUUUAAUCCACGCGAAGAUUGAGACCAGACUGUUAAUUUAUAUGCCCGGUUAGCCCGAAUUCAUAUUACCGACAUAAUGACCUCCUACCCCAAGAAGAAGUGCGGUAUCCUUGGUGCCACCGGAUCGGUGGGCCAACGAUUCAUCCUCUUGCUCGCCGACCACCCGUUCCUGGAGCUCCAAGCCGUCGGUGCCUCGAGCCGCUCCGCCGGAAAGGCCUACAAAGAUGCCGUGAAGUGGAAGCAGAGCACGGCCAUGUCGGAGCGACUGAGCAACCUUGUUCUGCGGGACUGCAGGGCUGAGCAGUUUGCCGACUGCGAUCUUGUCUUCUCUGGACUUAACAGCGAUAUUGCGGGUGAAACUGAAAUGGAAUUCAUCAAGGCCGAUAUCCCUGUCUUCUCGAACGCUAAGAACUACCGCAAGCACCCCACCGUCCCUCUGGUCGUCCCCACCGUCAACCCCCAACAUCUGGACUUGAUUCCCCACCAAAGAAAGCACUUCGGCCUCAAGAAGGGGUUCUUGGUUUGCAACUCCAACUGUGCCGUGAUUGGCGUGGUUAUUCCGUUCGCGGCUCUCCAGGCCAAGUUCGGGCCCGUCGAGGAAGUGGAGGUUUUCACUGAGCAGGCGUUGUCGGGAGGUGGAUACCCCGGUGUUCCUAGCAUGGACAUCCUGGACAACGUCAUCCCCUACAUCAGCGGCGAGGAGGACAAGAUGGAGAACGAGGCUCAGAAGAUCUUGGGCUCUCUGAACGCAGAAGCUACUGCCUUUGAGGAACAGUCCGGUCUCAGAAUCGGCGCCACAUGCACCCGGGUAGGCGUCACAGAUGGCCACAUGGCGUUUGUGUCGCUGCGGUUCAAGAACCGCCCCGGCCCCAGCGCGGAGCAAGUGGUCGAGGCCAUGAGGGAGUAUCAGUCUGAAGCACAGAAGCUGGGUGCCCCUUCGGCACCGCAGCAGGCCAUCAAGGUAUUCGAUGAGCCUGACCGUCCCCAGCCGCGACUGGACCGCGACAUCUCGCACGGCUACACCGUCAGCGUCGGUCGCGUGCGUGAAGGCGUUCAAGGCGGCUUUUUCGACCUUAGGUUCGCUGCGCUUUCGCACAACACCGUCAUCGGAGCGGCCGGGUCGUCUAUCCUCAACGCUGAGGUUGCUGUCAUCAAGGGCUACAUCUGAUUCUGUACAGCGUAUGCCGUUGAAGCGAUAAAAAUUACAUUAGAAAUUAGCCUGCAGAUACAUAGACAUCUAUACCUAUCUUGUCCAAUCGAA
Messenger RNA from Aspergillus candidus, 1455 nucleotides. RefSeq names its product aspartate-semialdehyde dehydrogenase family protein. Gene Ontology annotation, biological process: L-threonine biosynthetic process. Gene Ontology annotation, molecular function: NADP binding; aspartate-semialdehyde dehydrogenase (NADP+) activity; NAD binding. The record is from RefSeq and is a predicted model, not a curated record. Lineage: Eukaryota; Fungi; Ascomycota; Eurotiomycetes; Eurotiales; Aspergillaceae. The transcript has 3 exons. Bases 271 to 1362 code for a protein of 363 amino acids.